This is a messenger RNA of Rhipicephalus microplus (southern cattle tick), 599 nucleotides long. RefSeq lists its product as uncharacterized. Lineage: Eukaryota; Metazoa; Arthropoda; Arachnida; Ixodida; Ixodidae. Gene Ontology annotation, cellular component: plasma membrane. Gene Ontology annotation, molecular function: metalloendopeptidase activity. The record is from RefSeq and is a predicted model, not a curated record. Gene Ontology annotation, biological process: protein processing.
GGCAACGCAUACUACUUCACGAAUGAGCCGGCGAUUCUGCGCAUGGGCGUGGGCGCCGACGGUCGCGCAUUUGUGGCCGAGCCUCGGCUGCUCCUGGAUGCCUUGACAGUGGGUCCCCGGGAAGUUACGCAGGCUGCCGCCGCGGUCUUUCUGUCGGCGGGAGGGAAGCUGUCGGUGCCUGAAUACGUCGGCAAGGUGGAGGAGCUCCUGGACAAGGCGCGAAGGGGUGACGACCCAGCGCCUUGGAAUACCACGCUGCGCCUUCCAGACAUGAAAAAUGACGCAUCUUGGACGAGCGCUGCGCAGAAACCACAGAACGCGUGGUCCUCCUGGAACCUUCGCGCAAUCAUCGAGGAGGCGUUCGAGGGUCGAGAGACUCUCGACGAAGUCGUGGUUCGGGCACCCAGCUACGUCGAUGCGCUUCCAGAUGUGCUCAAGCAACUGAAGGAGCACGAACUUCUCAAUUACCUGGGGUCUGCGCACGGCCCUUCUGGCAUCGCGUCUUUUGCCGGCCGGUCCCGAGAAGCAGCUCCUCUGCCGACUCAUUGACGUCGAUGACACGGCGCCAGCCCAAAGCGCCGCUGAACAUUGCGUCCGCC